Molecule: messenger RNA, 3738 nt
Organism: Geodia barretti
Lineage: Eukaryota; Metazoa; Porifera; Demospongiae; Tetractinellida; Geodiidae
Source: the annotation of a GenBank genome assembly
UCAGUCUCCUCUGCUUCUUCUUCGUAUCGCUUUCUUUUCGACUUUGGAGUCGCCAUGAGCUCUUACUCUAAUUGUUGCGCACUUACUCUAAUUUUUGCGCAUCACACCGAGAGAUCAAAGUGUAAAGCUCAGAAGCUAAGAGUGCAGGCGAUCUGAAGAUGGGACUGUUUGAGGGAGUCAGUUUCUACAUUGCGGAGAAGACGGUGAAGGACGCGGGAGAGCUGAAGAAUGCUCUGGUGAAAGGAGGAGGUCAGAGGGAAUUCUACCCGAGCGAGUUGGUGAGUCACGUGAUUAGUGACUCCCUCCCUCCCCCCUCGCUGGGUCUCGCUCGCUGCUCCACCUGUCCUAUUCUCCACGUGAGUUGAUCAUGUCUCUAGUAUGUAUGACUGGUGUACGACGUCAUAUGAGCCGGAGGUCUGGCGAAAUACCACGGCUGACCAGCUUUUGGCAAACCUUCUUCUGAGUCCAUUGUUGUAGGUAACCUUUUGACAUUCUCUUAUCUCUAUAGUCGGAUUGGGUCUUCAUGUCCUGUCGAUGCGGUGUUCUUCUCCCGUAUCCUCUCCUUAGCUCCUUGUUUGAUUGUUCUAAUGAGGGUGUCCCCUGUAUAUGUGUGAGUGUGUUGUGUGUUUCUUGACCCACAAGUCACCAGAACUGCUCCAUUCUCUCUAAGAGAAGAUAAACUUUUCUCUGGUCUCGUCUUCUGCCCAUCAAAGCUCCCACUGGCCGACACGGAGAAGCUGGCGUGUCUGGUCUUCUACUAUGGAGGCAGAUUACAGCUGAGGCUUGACGCAGCUGUCACUCAUCUCGUUACCAUGGAUACCAAUGGUGCAAAGUAUGAGGCUGCAGUGAGACAUGGAGUGAAAGUGGUGGCUCCUGAUUGGUUGAUUGACAGUAUCGAAACAGGGGUCUUGGUCGAGGAGGAAGAGUACCACCCGAGAUUGAGGGGGCGUGGUGACCACACCCACCAAUCACCCCAGAAGGCCUCACAGUGCAACGGUGAUGUGCAGGAAUCGACCGAUGAGAGUCCGGGGCACACCACAGGGGGCCAAACUAGGACCACUGCUGACCAAACGGUGCCAGAGACUGCCACAGCUGGAAUGGUGGAUAGAGAAAUGAGGGGAGAAGAUGGAGAGAGGAAGGAGAGGAUGGAUGGGGAAGAGGAGAUGGAGGUCGAAGGUGGGGUAUUGGAAUCUGCUCCUGUCAUUACUAGAGAAGAUGAGAACAUGGCGAGAAGUGUGGGCGGGGGAGGUGAGGAAGGAGAGAGGUUGCUGGCUGGACUUGUCUUCCAUCUCACUGGGUAUCUGGAGUGUAUGGACGUUGACACCCUCUCUAAAUGGAAAGAGGUGAUAGUUCAACAUGGUGGCUCAGUGGUCGACAUGUAUGACUCCGCCCACUGCACACACCUCCUUGCCCUCCACAAGAAGAGCGACACCUUCGCCAAGGCCUACGCGGAUGGGAAGUGCAUAUCGAGUGCUCACUGGUUGAACGAUGUUCUCACUGACGGCAGAAUGUUUCCUCCGCGAUGCGCUCUGCAUUUUCCAACCGCCUUCAAAUGGCAAGUCCCUGGAGCUGACAAAUAUUCUGUCACACUGACUAACUACAGUGGAAGAGAGAGGGAGCUGGUGAAAGACAUGAUACAUCUGACUGGCAUACCUUACACCGGCCAUCUCUCUAGGGACACCACCUAUCUCAUCUGUAAAAGUCCCAGUGGAAAUAAGUAUGAGAAGGCGGUGGAGUGGGGAGUAACCGUUGUUAAUGCCAGUUUCCUAGCUGACAUCAUCCACAAUGGACAGGUACCAGCUGUACUGUUCCCAAGGCACACUGAGGUGGGUCAGCCUCAUGAGUUCCUUCCUUCUCACUGCUUCGAGGCCAGCCGACUCCUCAGGCCAUGGGAGGAGUUUCUACGGCUGUACUCGGAGGCUCACAGAGCCUGUCUGGACCACACUACCACUGAUCUGGUGUUCCGGUCUCUGAGGAAGAGGGUGGGGGCGGAGCUAGGGGGUGUGGUCAAGAAGCAGAGGGUGGAGGAAGGGGCGGGGCCACCGGUGGUCCUGCUGACUGGAAUCAGUCAGUCCAUUUCUAGGAGACUGAGAGAGACUGUGCAGCAGUUGGGAGGAGUUGUCAGUGACAGACCACGGGACUGCACCCAUCUUGUCGCCCCUCGAGUGGCGAGGACGGUGAAGUUCCUGAGUGGAGUGUCAGUCUGUCGCUGGGUCCUAACUCCAGAUUGGAUAGAACAGUGCGAGAGGGAGGGACGGCUCGUUAGCGAGGAGGGGUUUACCCUCAGAGACCCAGACGCUGAGGCCAUGUUCAUGAUGGACAUACCAAGCAGUCUGCAGAGAGCUAGAACUUCCGAGUUUCUUCAGGGCUACUGGCUGCACGCCACAGCUAGUGUCCAACCAUCCCCUGAGAGUCUGAGAGACAUCAUCGAAUGUGCUGGAGGAAGACUGGUGAGUUCCAGCGAGGCCCAAGGACGGUUUGGAAGAAAGUUUGAGAGAAUGGCUGGCAGUGAGGUGCAGUUCUUGGUUCUGUCAACUCCCGAAGACUUAUGCUCUGGACUUUGCACCCUGUUCACCUCCCACGGUGUCCGUGAGUAAUUCUAAAAUGAAAAGCACUAAACCCUCGGCACACUAUAUAGACAUGUGGAACCCAUACACAAGUGUGGCACCACCACAAUUGAUGGUCUUGACCAUGCAUCAAAAAGAACAGCAUGUUAUGCACAAUUUCCAUGGCCUCAAUAGGUUGAAAAAAUAGCCAGCCCCAUUUCUGUUUGUGGGCAAAAAAAUAUAUAAGGUUGAAAAAUUGCCAACCUUUCAUCUCUCUAUUAAUUUUCGUAUUACCCAUGGAUUGUUUAGUGCAAAAAAAAAAUAUAUUGUAAAAACCCAAGGGUGAAAAAAAAAUCGGCCAGCCCUUCAUCUCUCCAGACAGACGUCUACGGACGCAGUGCUAUGCCGAACUGUACGCUGCCCUUCGAGAAACAUGGCUGUCUACAAUGCGGAGCUGGUGUUGACGGGAGCACUGCGACAACAAGUGGAUCUCUCUCAAAAUCUCCUGUUCCCAGCAGCUACCAGUGGAAUGAAUUCAGGACCUGCAAACACGUCCUCAUGCAGUACCACCUCUGGACCUUCCACCAAUGAAGAAUGAGACAGAAGCAAAACUAACGCUUUUUUAUACUCGCAAUACUUGCUAUCGACAUGUUUUAUGAAAAAUCACGCUACUAUAUAUAAUUUUGAUGAACAAUUUGAUGAAGUGAUGAUCAGUGGGUUAUAAAUAGAAGUGAUCAAUGGUGAUGUAAUGGUAAAUGCAUAUUCAUGACCUCGUCCUCUAGUGAUAGGAGGUAGUCAGUUCUGUUGCUAGGCAACUCUGUCUCCAAUAGCAGCAGCCCCUCCCUUACAUGUGGGAGGGGUGGGGCCUGGGAAAAGUGGGUGUGGUCAGAGGCAGUAGCAGAGAGGGUGUUGCUGGAGAAUGGGUGUGGUCCUCGGAGAGAGAGGGAGGUGGCAGAUAUGAGGGAAGCCGGAGUCACCAGACCUUGCAGGCCAUAAUGCUGGAGUCCAUCCCAGAUCCUUACUGCCAUCAUAUUUCCCUCGCCAUCCGCCAUGUACACUGUGUCCAACUUCCUACUGGAGCUGCCGGUGGGUGUUGCCUCCAGCUGUUCGCUGAUGACACUCACCACAAUUCCGACGGUGUCAAACUCCCCACACCACACCCCCUCCCCCCUCACCAACCUCCCAAUACUCA